Molecule: messenger RNA, 6666 nt
Organism: Anneissia japonica
Lineage: Eukaryota; Metazoa; Echinodermata; Crinoidea; Comatulida; Comatulidae
Product: Golgi apparatus protein 1-like
Exons: 22
Coding region: 65-3724 (1219 amino acids)
Cellular component (GO): Golgi membrane
Molecular function (GO): fibroblast growth factor binding
Source: RefSeq, a predicted model, not a curated record
CGUAGUCUCGAUCCUUUCGCCGGCGACGUUGGUGUCAUCAUACUCUGUGUGAGCGAGCAUCAAUAUGGCGUUCACCCUACGUGUCGUGUUGGCAACAUGUAUGCUAUUUAUUUCAUUAUUUGUCGAUGUACAUUCCAAUGAUUUUAAAGAAAAUAAUAUCCAGGAUACCGUAGAACAGAAAGAAUUUCGACAGAAAAGAGAUAAUUUGGGGGUUGCCGAGGCUCAGCAACAGGCACUUGAACAACAACAGCAAUUUGGGGGAGUCAGAGUCAGAGCACUUUUACAGCAGCAGCAGCCUGUCGGCGGUGGGCAAUAUCCGCAGCAGUAUGCCCAACAGGGGCUACGCUACCAACAACAGCAACAGCCUGGACUACCUAAGCUUCAAAAGGCCCGUGGAGGAAUACAAAAUUUAGCAGGCCAGCAGCAGCUGAAUGGGCAAGUUGGUAUUCCUGGUGCAAAGAAACUAACGAAGAAAUUGGCGACGAUAGGAAGCAAACAAUUUCGAAUUUCUCAGCACCCAGCGUGUCUCGAAGAUGUUCAAUUACUUUGUGGGAAAGAUUAUAAAGGAAGUAAUUUUGCUGUGCUAGAUUGUCUGCAAAAUGAUCGUGCUGAUAAUUCACAAAUUUCAGAUCCGUGCAACAAUUUUCUCUGGCAGUACAAGUUAAAUUUGACAAUGGAUGUUAAGUUUGAGUCUGCUGCUGCAGAGGUUUGCAAAGUUGCCUUAACUAAGCUCACAGAUUGCAGCAGUCUUCCUAAAGGCCGUGGUGAAGUGCUUCCAUGUCUUUAUGAACAUUUGGAAAAUGUGACGGCACCACAGUGUCUUCAGUAUCUCAAAAGAAUGAUGGCAAUUACCUUCAGUGAUUACCGGUUGAUAAAAGGGUUCUAUGACACCUGUAGGGACGACAUCGAAACCACCAGUUGUGGAGAUGUCUUAUCCCCAACAGUGGACAAAAAGGGUCGUCGUCUUCCACACUCCCAAGGAGCUGUGGUCAACUGUUUAGAAGAAAACACAGGGAAGCUACAUGAACCGUGUAAGAAGCAAGUGCUACGAGUUGCCGAGCUUGCUGCAAACGACUACCAUCUUGAUCGAUCUCUAUACUUUGCCUGCCGUGAAGAUCGUGACCGUUUUUGCGAUGACGUAACUGCCGGACAGGGGAAAAUUUACAAGUGUCUAAUGAAACAUAAAUUUGAAAGAGAAAUGAAGGAAGAGUGUCGAAUUGAGCUGACAAAGAAGCAGAAAUUAACGGUUGAAGACUACAAAGUGAAUGUAAAUAUUCAGCGCAAGUGCAAGCCUGAGAUUAAGAAGUUCCAAUGUGAUGCCAGAAAGCCAAAAGACCAAAACAUCAAACUCUCAGUCAUCUUAUUGUGCCUAGAACUGAACAUUAAACAAGGCAAGAAGGUGAGUGGAGAUUGCCAAGGUGAGAUAUUUGACAUGCGUAAGCAACUGAUGGAGGACUACAUGAUAAACCCACGGAUCAUACUAGCAUGUCGUGAAAAUAUUGGUACAGAUUGUGAAGGACUUCAACGAGAGGGCAAAACACUACACUGUCUGAUGAAAUUAGCCAAGGACGAUAAACUGCACAAUGGUAGAUGUAGAGCAGCUCUCAAGGAACUAGUUAAAGAAACAGAAGCUGGCGAGGAUGUGCGUACAGACACUGCUCUUGAAAGAGACUGCAGGCCUGUUGAAGAUGCCUUGUGCAAGGGAGUUUCAAAAGGAAAUGCUCGGGUUCUAACGUGCUUAAUGGAUAACAUUAACGCUCCUGAGAUGACAAAAGCCUGCGAGACUCGUCUACUGACACUACAGUAUUUCAUCACCAGAGAUUUCAAGCUUGAUCCUCAGCUGUAUAAAGCAUGUAAAAAAAAUGCGAUAGAAUUUUGUUAUAUGGAUGAGGAUGACGAUCCAAACAAUAAAGAUAAUGAUGUUGAUGAUGAUGAUGAUAAUACCAAAGAUGGUAUGAUUUUCAAUUGUUUACAUGAAAGGCUCCAUCCCGGUGAAGUAGAAGGCGCUACUCUCUCUGAUGAAUGCAGACUUCAGAUGCACCGAGCCUUGCGUCAACGAGCUGUCAGCGUUCAUCUGAAUCCUAACAUUGAACGAGAAUGUAGAAGAGACCUUGGAGCAUUUUGUUCUGAGAAAAAUGAAAAAGGAGAGGAGAUGGCUUGCCUUCAAGAUAACAUGGACAAAUUAGAGGACAAAUGUAAAAAACUUGUUGGAAGAUUCACUGGAGAGGAAUCAGAAGAUAUUAAGAUGAACAAGAUCCUAAUGAAAGCCUGCUCACCUAUGCUGUCCAAGUUCUGCAAGGACCAUUUGAAGCAGCAGUUGAAUGAAGGCAUUCUGAUGCAGUGUUUGAUUGAGCACAAGAAUGACAAUGAAAUGGAUGAGAAAUGUGCUGCUGGCGUUGAACACUUCCAGUUGCUGGAAUUGAAAGACUACAGGUUUAGCUUCAAGUUUAAGGAGGCUUGUCGUGCUGAUGUCACUACUUAUUGUAAAGGCGGUAAAGAAAAGUCAGCAGUGAUAUCAUGUCUCAGCCAACUUGUGAGAGAUGAUACACUAGUUGAGAGGACACAUAGAGUCAGUGAUGAUUGCAGGAAACAACUGAAAUUCGAAGAACUUCAGAAGGCUGAGAAUAUCAAACUUGAUCCUGAACUGAAUAAGGCUUGUGCCGAGGAUAUUCACACGCAUUGUUCGGGUGUCAAAGAAGGAAAUGCACGUAUUAUUGAAUGCUUACGUGCACAUCAGAGCAAACUUGGCAACCAAUGUCAUAUGAAGAUCUUUAACAAGCAGAAGAAAGAAGCCAUCAACCCAGAAUUUGAUCAUACUUUCAUGCAUGUUUGCAAACGUAUGAUUAAACAAUUUUGCCAGGGUUCGUCUCCGCAGGAGAUCUUUAAGUGUUUGAAGCAGAGGAAAAAUGACCCUGCCAUGGAUUCAAAAUGCAAGGAAGUGUUGACCAAGAGACAGAUCUCCAAGAUGCAUGACUACAGGUUAAAUCCAAUGCUUCAAAAGGCUUGCUCGAAGGAUAUUAUUAAGUUUUGCAAAGAGAUCACUGACACUGAAGACAAACAAGUGGAAUUGGAAGGCAAAGUAAUUGAAUGCCUAAAAGCCAAACACACUGAAAAGAAAUUAUCAAGAAGUUGUGAUGAUAGGAUAACCAGCAUCAUGAAAGAUGCUGCAAUGGACUUUAGAAUGGAUCCCUUGUUGGCUCGUGUUUGUCGAAAUACUGCCAAGACCCUCUGCAUCGAAGAGUUUGAUGAUCCUGGUAGUGGUCGCAUCGAGGAAUGCCUGAAGGUGAAGCUGCAGCAUAACAAGAUAUCAGAUAAAGAUUGUAAAAUGCAAGUGAUUCGAUUACUGGCUGAGGCACAUGCAGACGUCCAAGUUGAUCCUCUUUUACACAAAGCUUGUGCUCUAGAUAUUAAACAUUAUUGUGUAGAUAUACCUCAAGGAGAAGGUCGACAUAUGUCAUGUUUAUUAGAAGCUCUUGAAGACAAAACAGUCAGAUUGCGGCAGGAAUGUCGUCGGAUGCUAAUGGAGAGGAAAGAGAUGUGGGAAUAUGCAGCCGAGAAUGCUCCUCCAGAAACUGUGCAAGAGCUAGUGAUGUCAAUACACUCAUCUCCAUCAAGAAACUAUUUUUUCUCAGUGUUUAUAAUAUUUUUUGGUUGUCUGUUUAUGUUUGGAAUGUUCUGUGGACGGGUAACAAAGCAUGUUCGUGCAGAAGUGAAAAAUAAAUGAAUUCCAGCAACGAGAACAAACUAAUCAUGAGAUGAUUAGAUUGUUGAUAAGCAGAGCCUUUUUAUAUUCCUAUUUUGUUACAAAUAAUAGAUUGAAAUCUUCUAUUAUAGUUUUCUUGGAAUGAAGUUUUAAUCAGCUCUUUCAGUGCUGGUUAUCUUUGGCAACAAUCAGGUUUAUAAAUUGCAAUCAGCUUCAUAUUUACUCAACUUAAAUAAAAUAUUAAUAGGAUUAGUACAGUAUAUCGCAGGGUUUUUUUUUUUCUUGGUAAAACCAACAAAUAAACCAAAUACAUUUCUCUUUACUGAUAAUUAGAUUAGCUCUAUACUGUUUAAUGUAAACAAUAAUGGUUCUCAAAACAAAAUUCACUUUCAUUGUUUACAUAUGAAUAUAUUAAAAUUUUUUGUAUUAACUCUAACAAUUAUUUUUAAAUAUUGUCAAAAUAAUAUUGGUUAUUGAGUUGCGUAUAUUUUUUUAAAUGGUGGGGAUUCGCUCAGUUUCGUAUUUUACUUUAUGAUUAUUAUGUUAGUUAGUUAUAACUGGAUUAUACAGGUUUUUGUUGUAGGUUUGUAUAUUUCUGAUAAACAAAAAAGUAUUAUUUACCCUUUAUAUGAUAUAACUAAUAAGCAAUGUAUAAAAUUGUAAACAAUAAACAUAUGCGGUAGAUACAGGAGCAACCAAUCAUUUGCCUGUGAAUGGUGAUAAAGGUAAUAAUGAAAGUUAAAAAAUUCAACAUAUUUACUACAAUUAGCCCUUUAGGAAGGAUCAUGCUAGACUAUUUCCGGGAGAUUCUUGUCGGGUUGUGUGAGUGCGGGAGGCCGUCAUGGUUUUUAGUCCCCCGAUUUGUGGGAGACUUUAAACCCCUGUGAAUUUUCAGAGUCAACUAGAUGCCACGAUUCUCCUGUAACUGGUCAUCUCAAACUGUAGCUUGAUUUAAGUAAAGCCUAUAGUUUCUGAAAGGCGUAGCAGCCAGCGAUCUUUAGAAUAAGUAGUGAAGAAAUUGCUGGAUUCAACCAAAAUUUUGCGUAUACAUAGUAUUACAAAAUUAUAUUACUAUAAUUUGUGCCAAAUUUUAUGAAUCUGGCUUGUUAGGUUGUUUAUUUAGAUGUGUUCAGUGUAAGCUUUUUUCCGAAAGAUUGGUAAAGUGUAAAUGCUAAUGUCUGUUACUCCAUUGUAGUAUCUGCACAUAUAUAUUCCAAACAAUUGUUAAUACUUACUUCAUUUAAAAAAAAAAAAGAAUUCAGACUUGCUUAUUGAAAAUUGACAAGUGACGGACUGUUUGUCCUUGCCACAUAUUCAUAACGUGAUUGAUGGCAGGGUGACUUUUCAUAACAUGAUUGGAAGUUAUGUUAUAUAGGCCUAGCUUGUUUAUUGGUGACAGCAUACAGUAGACACGAUAAUCAUUUUCGAAAAAAUUAGUGUAAACUCUGUGGGUUCGGUUAUAUUUUUAUUUUAUUACAUUUUAGUUUAGAGACAUGUACAAAGUUUUAAGGUUAUGUCUUUUUGAAAAGUAGUUUGAGAUUGAAAUAGAAAAUAAUUAUAAAAUUUGCAAAAAAAUAUCAAUUCACUAUUGGUUGGUGAAGGUACUGUAUCGAAUUGCUGUCUGGACAUUUUUAUGUCAUCAUGUUUGUUUAAUAAUAGGUGAACAUUAUUUGGUGUCUGUGCAUGUAUGUUGACAGAUCGAAAAUGUAUGUAUGUGUAGUACGUUUGUAUAAAAUGUACUUAUUGUAAUUUGUUUUGCAGGCUGGUUAUGUAUAUAUGGUACAUAUUUCUUUGUUUAAAAUAUUCUUUUAUGUCUUAAUGGAUAAAGCCCUCAAUCAUGAUGUGUGGCCUUUGUUGCCUCAUGUGAUGUCACAUGGCAGGAGUGUGAUGUCAUCACAAGUCUGCACAUGUCAGGAGUGUGAUGUCAUCACAAGUCUGCAAGAUGGCAGGCAUAUGGUGUAAUCACAAGUCAGCAGCAUAGCCUGCUUGUGUCAUCAAUUUGAGAUCAAUGUGCCUGAAAAGAACAUGUGACAGUUGUAGUAAAAUCUAAGCCAGGGCUCUAGACUGUUCCCAGACAUCUCAAGUUCGUAAAAUGCAUUUCCGUAACUAUGUCUUCAGAUUUCCGUAGUAAGUGAACAAUUUCCGUAGCACCUAAUAAUUUGCCUUAGAGUGCAAGAUAUAGUAUGGAAUUUUAAAAAAAAAACAGGACAAGAUGAAGGAUUAUGGGUAACAUUUCAGGACAAUCAGGCCCACGUUCAAAUUGGAUAUAUUGUCCUGAAAAUGGGCCUGAUUCUCCUGGGGCCGAUUGUCUGUAAUUCGAUGUGGAAUUUCAAUCUUUCAAUGCUAUUAUUCUAGCAUUUACGGUAUGGGUAAUUUUAUGAAAAAUGAGGCAAUCCAAUUUUCAGAAUGUCAAAAAUUUGAUUGUUUAUAAUCUGGCUAUCUGGUUAUUUUUAAAUCAAGUAAAUUUGAGGAAGUAAAUGGUAUUUCAGUUAUAAACAUACUAUUGCUACUUUUAGUGUGCUCCAUAAUGUAAUCCUAUGCAACAUUCUGGCUAAGUGCACUGAUAAUGUAACUUGUGAAUUACAUUAGCUUUCUCAUAGUCAAAUUAAUGCAAGCAACCUAAAAACUGACACCAUUUUAUUGAAAAACAUUUUUAGUGAGUUUCUCCCAAUUUAAAAAAUUUCAAAUAUUCUUGAUCGCAGAUUCGUAUUCCAAAUUUUCUAAAAUUGAUUUUUCAAUACUGUACACUCAUUUUAAGAAAAACUAUAUGCAAAAAUAAUGCCAUCGUUUUUUAUUUUUUAUGAAUAUGUCUGUUUGCUAUGCUGAUAACGUUUUUAAUAGAGAGCUUCGUGGAUUUUCAAAUUAUUUAUUAUCGUAUUUCAUGCGUUAUAUUGUAUUAGUAUGACGUGUUGAGCACAAACUUCACAAAUACCACAUUGAAUAAAUUUUAUUUCAAAACAAAA